CUCCGCGUGUUCUCCUUCUGUUUCCUGUUCGUUUAAUAAAGUUCGCCGGAUUUUGAAGCCCUCCCCUUCCUUCUUUUCACGCCAUCACCGGCAACCAUGGCGGACUACGAUCUGACCACCAAGAUCGCUCACUUUCUGGACCGGCACCUGGUCUUCCCGCUGCUCGAGUUUCUAUCGGUGAAGGAGAUUUACAAUGAGAAGGAACUGCUGCAAGGGAAGCUGGACCUGCUCAGCGACACCAACAUGGUGGACUUCGCCAUGGAUGUUUAUAAGAACCUGUAUCCUGACAAAGAGAUCCCUCACUCUCUGAGGGAGAAGAGAACCACGGUUGUGGCACAGCUGAAGCAGCUUCAAGCUGAGACCGAGCCCAUCGUGAAGAUGUUUGAAGACCCUGAAACAACUCGGCAGAUGCAGUCGACUAGGGAUGGCCGGAUGCUGUUUGACUACCUUGCUGAUAAACAUGGGUUCAGACAGGAGUACCUGGACACACUCUACAGAUAUGCCAAGUUUCAAUACGAGUGCGGUAACUACUCUGGAGCGGCGGAGUACUUAUACUUCUUCAGGGUGCUGGUGCCCUCCACAGACAGGAACGCCCUCAGCUCCCUUUGGGGAAAGUUGGCUUCAGAAAUCCUGAUGCAGAAUUGGGAUGCUGCUAUGGAGGACCUCACCCGGCUGAAGGAAACCAUAGAUAACAAUUCCGUCAGUUCUCCACUCCAGUCUCUCCAGCACAGAACUUGGCUCAUCCACUGGUCUCUCUUUGUCUUCUUUAACCACCCAAAGGGGCGAGACAACAUCAUUGAUCUCUUCCUCUACCAGCCACAAUACCUUAAUUCCAUUCAGACCAUGUGCCCACAUAUCCUCCGAUACCUGACCACAGCGGUCAUCACCAACAAAGACGUAAGGAAGAGACGACAAGUCCUGAAAGAUUUGGUAAAAGUGAUUCAACAGGAAUCCUAUACCUACAAGGACCCAAUUACUGAAUUUGUGGAGUGUUUAUACGUUAAUUUUGACUUUGAUGGAGCACAGAAGAAAUUAAGAGAGUGCGAAUCGGUGCUUGUGAACGACUUCUUCCUUGUGGCAUGUCUAGAAGAUUUUAUAGAAAACGCCAGACUUUUUAUAUUUGAGACAUUUUGCCGCAUCCAUCAGUGUAUCAGUAUCAGCAUGUUGGCCGAUAAGCUGAAUAUGAGCCCUGAAGAAGCCGAGAGGUGGAUCGUCAAUUUAAUUCGGAACGCCAGACUGGACGCCAAGAUCGACUCCAAAUUGGGUCAUGUUGUAAUGGGAAACAAUGCUGUAUCGCCCUAUCAGCAAGUCAUUGAGAAGACAAAGAGUCUGGCGUUUCGCAGUCAGAUGCUGGCGAUGAAUAUAGAAAAGAAGAUGAACCAGAGCACCAGAGCUGAGACGCCAAACUGGGGGGCCCAGGACUCCGGGUUCUAUUAAUAACUUAUAACUGUGAUUCCUCUAUUAUAUAUAUCCAUUGUCUUACACAUUCCCACCUCGGUGUAAGGUUCAAGUGUGUUCAGAAUAAAAUUGGCUACGAUUCCUUUUAA
Molecule: messenger RNA, 1547 nt
Organism: Hyla sarda
Lineage: Eukaryota; Metazoa; Chordata; Amphibia; Anura; Hylidae
Gene: EIF3E
Product: eukaryotic translation initiation factor 3 subunit E
Exons: 13
Coding region: 97-1437 (446 amino acids)
Biological process (GO): translational initiation
Cellular component (GO): cytoplasm; eukaryotic translation initiation factor 3 complex; nucleus
Molecular function (GO): translation initiation factor activity
Source: RefSeq, a predicted model, not a curated record